Strongyloides ratti is the source of this 1125-nucleotide messenger RNA. Its product is annotated as 3-hydroxyisobutyryl-CoA hydrolase, mitochondrial. Gene Ontology annotation, biological process: L-valine catabolic process. Gene Ontology annotation, cellular component: mitochondrion. Gene Ontology annotation, molecular function: 3-hydroxyisobutyryl-CoA hydrolase activity. NCBI's taxonomy places the organism in Eukaryota, Metazoa, Nematoda, Chromadorea, Rhabditida, Strongyloididae. The coding region runs from base 1 to 1125 and encodes 374 amino acids. The transcript has 2 exons. The record is from RefSeq and is a predicted model, not a curated record.
AUGCAGAAUUUUUUAAAAUCAACUUUAAAUAUUAACAAUAUUAUUCGUAACUGCUCAAAUGGUGUUGAUAUUAAAAGUGUUGGAUUGAAAAAAGUUAUUACACUUAAUAGACCAAAAGUUUUAAAUGCUCUUAAUCUUGAUAUGGUUAGAGAAAUUUAUCCACAAAUGAAAGAAUGGAAUACUAAAUCUCCUUGUUCACUUAUAUUAAUUAAAGGUGGAGGUGAUAAAGCUUUUUGUGCCGGUGGAGAUGUUAUUUCAGUGACAACCUCUGCCAAAUCUGGUGGUGAAAUUCAUAAAUUAUUUUUUAAAGAAGAAUAUCAACUUAAUAAUUUAAUUGGAAAAUGUAAAAUGCCAUUCGUUGCAUUAAUUAAUGGAAUAACUAUGGGAGGUGGAUGUGGUUUAUCAAUAAAUGGUAAAUUUAGAGUUUCAUCAGAAAAGACAGUUCUUUCAAUGCCUGAAACAGCUCUUGGACUUUUUCCUGAUGUCGGUGGAAGUUAUUUUCUUACACGUUUACCACAUAAUCUAGGAAUGUAUCUUGCUCUUACUGGUUAUAGAUUAAAAGGGAUGGAUGUCUUCUUUAGUGGAAUGGCAACUCAUCAUAUUGAAUCAAAGAAUCUUGAAACUGUUGAAAAUGAAUUAUUAAAUUUAAAAGAUGAUGAAUGUAAUGAUUCAACUGUAGAUAAACUUCUUAAAAAAUUUAUGCCAAAAGAAGCAUCUGUAGAGGAAAAUUUUACACUUGCACCUGUUAUUAAAAAAAUUGAAUCAAUAUUUGGUGCCGAUACAUAUAAUGGAAUAAUAAAAAAUUUAGAAAAUGAUAAUAGUGAUUGGAGUAAAUCUCAGUUAGAAAUCCUUUCUAAAAUGUCUCCAACAUCAUUAAGAAUUACAUUUGAACAACUUAAACGGGGUAAGAAAAUGGAACAUUCUGAGGUAUUUCCAAUGGAAUAUCGUCUGUCUCAAAGAUGUAUGUUAGAUCAUGACUUUCAUGAAGGAUGUCGUGCUAUACUUAUUGAUAAAGAUCGUAAUCCAAAAUGGAAACCUAGUAAUGUUAAUGAGGUUUCUGAUGAAACUGUUGAAAGGUAUUUCUCACCAUUACCCGAAAAAGAUGAAUUAAAAAUGGAAUUUUAA